CGCCCACUCCUAUACGUCACUUCCGAAACGUCCCGCCCGCUAUCCCCGCGCUUUCUCGUCUGCCGGCUACGAACUACGACUCCCGGGAUUCCCCGCGCCGUUUUCCAUCAUGGCGGCGGGCGAGAAGACGCGUGUGAAUGAAAAGACCCCUGAGGGGGCAACAAAUCCGCCUGGGUACCGAGCCAUCCCCAUCAAGUUCACCCAGGAUCAGGCUUCCUGUCACUUCCUCUACGUCAAGCAGCACCGGGUUCGGGGGGGCGCCAAGUCCGGCUGGCCUUCGGACCGCACCCUCUUCGUGCUCAACGUCCCCCCGUACUGCUCAGAGGGCUGCCUGGCCCAGCUCUUCUCCGCCUGCGGCCCCGUGCAGUCCGUGAGUCUGCACGAGAAACCCGACCUCUCGGAGAUGCCCAAGACCACCUCGUCCGAGUUUUUCUCUCCCAAGUCUGUCCCGGGAUUCCAGGUGGCCUACGUGGUGUUCAGGAAGCCGGCGUCCGUGCCCAAGGCUGUGGCUCUGCCGGGACCUCUGAUCGCCUCCACCGAGAGCCACCCAGUGAAGACCGGCAUUGAGAAAUGGAUAGCGGAUUAUGCGGAUUCUUUGGUGGACCCAGAAGCCCUCAGGGUGGAGGUGGACAAGUUCAUGGAGGAAUAUGACAAGAAAGCAGCUGAGGAAGACGCCAAAGCAGAGGCGGAGGAGGGGGUCCCAGAUGAGGAGGGCUGGGUGAAGGUGACCCGCAAAGGCCGGCGGCCCGGCCUGCCACGCUCGGAGGCUGCCAGCCUGCGUGUGCUGGAGAAGGAGAAGCGCAAGAAGGCCCGCAAGGAGCUGCUCAACUUCUAUGCCUGGCAGCACCGCGAGACCAAGAUGGAACACUUGGCCCAGCUGCGCAAGAAGUUUGAGGAAGACAAGCAGAGGAUCGCUUUGAUGCGCGCCCAGCGCAAGUUCCGCCCCUACUGAGCCAGGACGCCCGUUCUCCCCGCCCGGGCUAUGGCCGACCCCCCAAGAAGAUUGAGUGCGGAGCCCUGGGUGCCCAGCUCCACAGACUGUGGCCGGUCUCCAGAAGAUGUAAAUAAAGGACAGAGAGCCCUUCUGCCCA
Sarcophilus harrisii (Tasmanian devil) is the source of this 1091-nucleotide messenger RNA. It is a transcript of the gene RRP7A, whose product is annotated as ribosomal RNA processing 7 homolog A. Gene Ontology annotation, biological process: rRNA processing; ribosomal small subunit assembly. Gene Ontology annotation, molecular function: nucleic acid binding. Lineage: Eukaryota; Metazoa; Chordata; Mammalia; Dasyuromorphia; Dasyuridae. The coding region runs from base 110 to 952 and encodes 280 amino acids. The transcript has 7 exons. The record is from RefSeq and is a predicted model, not a curated record. Gene Ontology annotation, cellular component: UTP-C complex; CURI complex.